GGAAGAAUGUCUGGAAAGGGAUUGAAGUGAAUUUGAAAUUAAAUGAAUUUGAAAUUCAUCAUCUCUGGGGUUUUCCUCUAAAACAACUUGCAGGCUGCACUUGCAGUUAUGUGCUGUAGGUAUUUUCAAGCUGUUGUAUUGAGGAAAAAUAGUGUUGAGCUGGUCUGCUGCAAAUGAAUGUUUGAAUGGUAAAGGAGUGCAUCCCACGAGUUUAAGCACUGAUUAACAGGUUUUUGCAGUCAGGUUUGUUGUGUCUUUCAGGUCCCUUCAUUUUAGUAUCUCUGCAGAGCUCCAGCACAGCUUCAGACGGAAGCUCUGACCUGGUAGCUGCUGUAUCAUUUCAUGACUCCUGGCUCUGAGUUAUGUGUAUGAGAAGGUGUUGUUUUGUAAAUGUUAUUUAUUAGUGAAAUUUUCCAAGUCUGCCGCUUGCACUGCAGGCCUUAUCAGCAUCUGAGAAACUUGGUGAAAAUACUGAGUCAUCCUACCUUUUCCUAAUAUAACGAAGUGCUGAUGUAACUUCCUACUCUGUGAGAGCAGUGCUAAGUGCUGAUAGUGUUCCACUUAGGGCUGGAUUGCUUUCUCAGGCUCUUCAGAAUGCAGAGCACUUUCUGAAGGAAGCGUUUGAUCCUGGAUAGUCUGAUGCCUUCAAUUAAGCUGCAGAGUUCAGAUGGAGAGAUUUUUGAAGUCGAUGUUGAAAUUGCAAAACAGUCCGUGACCAUAAAGACGAUGCUGGAAGACUUGGGAAUGGAUGAUGAAGGCGAUGAUGACCCAGUCCCUCUUCCAAACGUCAACGCAGCUAUUUUAAAAAAGGUGAUUCAGUGGUGCACCCAUCACAAAGAUGAUCCACCUCCUCCCGAGGAUGAUGAGAACAAGGAGAAAAGAACGGAUGACAUCCCUGUGUGGGAUCAAGAAUUUCUGAAAGUAGACCAAGGAACACUUUUUGAGCUCAUCCUGGCUGCAAAUUACUUGGACAUCAAAGGUUUGCUUGAUGUCACAUGCAAGACAGUUGCCAACAUGAUCAAGGGGAAAACUCCAGAAGAAAUUCGCAAGACAUUCAAUAUUAAGAAUGACUUCACUGAAGAGGAAGAAGCACAGGUACGUAAGGAGAACCAGUGGUGUGAAGAGAAGUGAAGCUGUGCCUGACACUCGAACACUGUAAGGAUUGUUCCGAAUACUAGUUGCACUGCUCUGUUCAUAAUUGUUAAUAUUAGACAAAUGCAGCAGCAAAUGAAGUUGUGUUAGCAAGAUAUUGUUCCCUUUGCAUGUGUAGUGUUGGUUUUUUUUGAGGAUAAAUUUAAAUCUGCGUUUUUACUAGUGUAAUGGGGUGUCUUUUUACUUUACUCUGCAAUGAAUAAAGCUGAACCAAGUGUGGAUCCUGAAUGGAAAGUAGCACUUAAGGUUGUCGUUUUCGUUAUACUUUUUUAUCUGUUCCCAGUCCAGUUACAAUCUUAAGUGUUGACUCCACCAUUGUAAAUAAAACCACCUUUGCUUUCUUCCUCAGGAAGAACAAAACACUUAUUUACAGGGUAUUGAUGGCUUCAGAAAGGAAAAUCAAAUGUGUCUUGGGGAGCUACAUGAAGUUUAAAAAAAAAAAAUAAAAAAAAAUUGUUGGAUUUCUUACAGAGACAUUUGGAAAAAUUGGUGUUAUUACAGCUGUACAACUCUAGGGAAGGUUCUUGUUCUGCAUUAAAAAAAAAUCUGUCCACUUCCUUGUCCUGUUGGCCCUGCCUGAUAGGCCAGUGAGUAGUGAAGAUGUGAGCCAGGGCUUAGCAAGCUUCAGACAGCAAACUUGGCAGAGUUCUGCCAUGUCCUGAAGCCGUGCCUCUGGCUGCCAGCAGGUGGGACGUGUGCUGCUUUCUGCACAGGACAGGUGUGUUUUUAUACUUUUUUUUGGCAAAAGUGGAACCCAGGUUUGACCAAAAACGACUGACAUUACCAAAGUUACUAUUCUUGACCUGUGCAUGCCAUUAGUGGCUGUUUUUUAGGCAAUUUUAAACUACCCUUGUGAUGUAGCUCUUUAAAACAUGGAUUUCAUGUAUCCACGGGAGAUCUUUUUGCCUAUGUAUGUGAAACUUCUGCUUGUAGAGACUUCUUAUUGCAUACAAAGCUAAUGCAAUAUUGAGCUUGACUUCUUUGGACAAAGCCACUUGCAACUAGUUAAACAGUAACUGGUUUCCUGAUUUUUAUUUUAAUUUUUUUUUUACAGUUCCCUUAUAGGGAGUAGGGGGUGGUUUUGUGGUAGAUCUGAGGUGUGCUCUUAGCUUGUAUUGCAUUCCAUUCUCUGUAUAAAUCUUAGAGUAGAAUGAACCUUAAUAAACAUACUUAUCUCACUUUAAA
This is a messenger RNA of Tympanuchus pallidicinctus (lesser prairie-chicken), 2337 nucleotides long. It is a transcript of the gene SKP1, whose product is annotated as S-phase kinase associated protein 1. Gene Ontology annotation, molecular function: cullin family protein binding. Bases 640 to 1131 code for a protein of 163 amino acids. The transcript has 6 exons. NCBI's taxonomy places the organism in Eukaryota, Metazoa, Chordata, Aves, Galliformes, Phasianidae. The record is from RefSeq and is a predicted model, not a curated record. Gene Ontology annotation, biological process: SCF-dependent proteasomal ubiquitin-dependent protein catabolic process. Gene Ontology annotation, cellular component: cytoplasm; nucleus.